This is a messenger RNA of Candidozyma auris, 2334 nucleotides long. RefSeq names its product serine/threonine protein kinase regulatory subunit ATG13. The record is from RefSeq and is a predicted model, not a curated record. The transcript has a single exon. Gene Ontology annotation, cellular component: extrinsic component of membrane; Atg1/ULK1 kinase complex; phagophore assembly site. Lineage: Eukaryota; Fungi; Ascomycota; Pichiomycetes; Serinales; Metschnikowiaceae. Gene Ontology annotation, biological process: mitophagy; protein localization to phagophore assembly site; piecemeal microautophagy of the nucleus. The coding region runs from base 1 to 2334 and encodes 777 amino acids.
AUGUCUGAUAAGAAACUGAAGCAGCUGUUGACUCUGUCCCAGCAACAACAGCAGCAGCAGCAGCAGCAGCAGUCCGGGAAACUCCUCCAGGUGAUUCAGAACUUCUUCACCAAGACGUCCCAGGUGAUAUUGCAGACGCGAUCGGUGGCGGACCCUACGUUGGUCAACUACAGUGGUGUGGCGGACUGCUUAGGUGAAGGUGACCGCUCCUCGAAGACCAACAAGUGGUUCAACUUGAACAUAGCAUCGUCCAGCGACGAUUGGAUUAAGGACGAGAUGAAACUCUGGAAGUCUUUUUCCGACGUGCUGCAACUUCACCCCAUGAUCAUAGAAACCUACUUGGACUUGCGGCAGCUCGACCCAAGAGAAACAGUGGCCUUGGAAGAUGACACGGGCAACUCGUGGACAGUCGCCAAGGGCGGCCUUAAGAAGCAGGAGGUUGUCGUGGAACGCUGGCUCAUUGAGUUUGACCGCUCUGCAUGCUCCGAUGCUGCUUCAGAUGAGCUUCCGCUCAUAUAUAAGCAGGCCAUCGUGUUACUUAGGGUCAUUUACGGGUACGCUCGUCUCCUUCCGGCUUAUAAACUCAGAAAGAUUCUCUGCCAGCAGUCCGGCAAAGGAUUGGUGCUCAAGAAUAAGAUCGUCGAUGGUAAACAGCCCAUCAGCUCCAAGGGACGCAUUGGCUUGUCCAAGUCAAUCAUCCCCCAUCAGAUGCUCCUCACAGAAUCACACAUGACACAGAAAUCUUUUGAGCCCGUGAAGACCACCACUGGCUCCCUCAGAGUGUCUGUAGCUUACCGCAACCACUACCGUUUCACCGUUCAGGAUAACGAGGAGGUGCUUUCAAACCACUUCUGGAACACCGACCAGGAGAAGUUGGCAGCGCUGCUUGAGCGGUCUCGCAUCUCGGACUCUACCCUGAACUCUGCAUUGGACUCCCGCUCGGCUUCGGCGUCUCAGGACGAUCCCCAUAAGCCAUCCGCGUCAAAAGAGCCCACCAACUUUGCAUUACAACCCGCUACAAAGCGGUCCGUGCUGCCUUGCACAUCAGACCACCCUUCUGAGCAGCACGAGGAAACAUCUCCUACGUCCAAAACCCUGGCAGGCCGUCUCAAGCUGGUCUCAUACGCCCUGCCGGCUGCUAACGUCCAGAGACCUAGCAUCCAGCCUUUCAAGGUUGGCUCCAUCAGCAACUCGCCUCCCAGUGGGAAUAUGUCAUUUGCUUCUGGUGCUGCUGGAAGCGCUGUGGCUUCUUCAAUGGAGAGAAGAAUCUCGAUCACAAGCAACAAGUCUGGAUCCAAUGCUUCGCUUGCAGCGUUAUUAAGAAAUCCUCGCGGGUCUACAUCAUCCUCAAACACUCCCACGGUAGCAAUAUCCGGAUCUCAUGGAAAUACUCAGGGCGGCGCUUUUCCUAGGUCCAUCUCGUCAUCCCAUGGCUCACACUUGCAUGAUGAUCUCAAUGAAACAUACUCCAGCACCCCUAGGUUUUCAUCAUCGUUUGGCUCCAGGCAAAGCAGACGGUUCAGCAAUACCAGUGCUCGAAGCUCACUCGCCAACGAGGCUGGUGCGUCAUUGUACGGAGCGAGUGUCGAGCUGACCACCUCCUCAGGUGCACCCCUUAGCGGUCUCUACUUGGACGACGACAUCAGUACAUUUGUCCGGAUGAUUGACUGUAAGUCUGACCUCAGACUUAGCAGCACGCAGGCGUCAAAGAUCAACUCUAGGCAAACUGAUAGCAACUCACUGAUUGACGCUUUAAGUAAGUUCCAACUGUUGAAAGGUCAGCAUCAACAGUUGAGUGACUCUGUAAACGCCAGUGUGAUAUUUCACUACAACCAAGGAAGCUCUAUCCAUAGUGGCAAUUCACGAGGCACUAGUCGUCCCAGCAGCCGCAAGUCGUCACAUUCUAGGCAAUCUCCGUCACCAUCAAUUUCUCCUGGCUCCUAUGACAACCACUUACCAUCUAUCUCAUCAAAGCUUGAGCUGAACCAUCUGGAGCAUAGCAUGACCAACCACAGUAGGUCUAGAAGGCCUCUGCAGAUCAAUACCUACACCAGAACGUCAAGAUUGGCUUCCUCGCCUACGAUGUCAAGCACUUUAGCCCAUGCAGUGCACAGGUCCGCUGGCGAAGAGGUCACUGGAAUGGCCACGACACCAUCUGCCUACGAUCGGGUCAAGCGUCCCAUCAAGUACGAGGAUGUGUUUGACGAUGACGAAGAAGAGGCUAGUGACUACUUCAUGAGAAGAGUUGAGUCUGAUCCGACCGGAUCCCGCACGCACGACGAACCUGGUUUCGACAACGACGAUUUGCUCUUUGAAAUGACCGAUACAAAGUAG